UGCGGACAAGGUGGCCUGUCGACGAGUUGCCUUCAUGGCUAUGAUGCGGUGGUUUCAGCGCAAGGACGCACGUCGGUAUGCGGUAGACAAGUGACAUCCAGUCAGCAAGAAUCUUUCUCAUGCGGCAGGUGCUUCGGGAAUGAAAUUCAAACGAAAUAAUGAAUAAUCUAUAGGGAGGAGAGUGAAUGUCAUUCGCCGCCGGAGGCGAGAGGAGAGAUUGGAGGAGAAGGAGGCUGAUUUCUUUGUGGGUUGCUGCGCCCAAUGGUGGAGCUCAGGAGCGUAUUCGCUCGUCAUCUGUGCACGACUCUGAUUGGCGAAUCAAUCAAUCAUUUGCCAGGCGAGUGGAUCAUCAGCUCGCUACUCGAUCAGGCAAUCGAUCGACCAAUCAGUCGAUCGAGCAAUCCGUUACCUGAUUGACAAAUCGUCUACUUGGCCGAGCGGAAGGGAGGGUUUGUGUACAAGGUGUGUGAGGAAGGAACACAACCUAGUCGUUUGAUCGAUUCCAAUUGUCAUUAAUUAGCUGGAUUGCCCAUUCGUAAGCCCGAUAACUGAUCAACCAAUCAGCCUCCAUCCGUUUUUUCUUCUGGAUGGUGAGGAACGCCUGGCCAGCGAGUUGCUCCCCCUCUCGAGUCGCCGCAAUUUGCUGUACCCCGGGGAGUCCAGAUCGGAUUGGCACGGCUGUGGAGAUGGCGGAAACUUCGCGGGGACUCAUGGUGGCAUGCGCGGGGUGCGGUGCAGGGGUCUAUUUUGGGAGAAGAAGAGUAUUGCCCAGAAGAGAUCGACGGAUCGUCCACAGCGACCAUCUCUACCGAGCUAGAGGGGCACAGAUUUCGGCAACGAUUCGAUUCGAUAGGUUGAACAUGCGCGGCGCAAGGAGGGAUGCCAGUGAAGCUGGUGGCCGUCAAAUUGGUGGAGAGUCGUUGUCCUCGUCUUCGUUAUCCUCGUCGUGGCAAUCGUCAUCGCCAUCGUUUGCACCAUCGACAUCGCGCAUGGCGGAGAAGUGGGCAUCAAGAAGUGUUAUGGCUGUGGCUCGGCAGUCGCGAACCUUGCCAGGGUUCGAUGGUGUCGGUCAUCGGUGGGAGAGGACGACCUCCGCGAAGGGCAGGAAGUCAUUUUACAUUGCUGCCGCGGCACGGUUGUCGUCGCCUCACCGUGUGUCGCCGCAUGGCAUGGAGCAGGGGUCCCCUCACCGUGAUGUUGCCAGAUGCAAGAGGGAAAGUGGCUUCACCUUUGCUCGUGAAGGAGAUGCGAUUUGCACGAGUGGGUGCCGGGGGUUUUUAUUUCGCGAUGGCGGCAGUUGGAGGGGGGAAGGGGGGCAGAAUAGUAGAUGGGGAUUCACCGUUUGGCAGCAUGAGCAGGGGCGAAAAUGCUCCUUAUGGACUCUCGAUGAUGAGAGCGCUUCUCCUGGUGAAAGAAGAGUUCGCGCGGCUUCUUUUGGACGGGGUCUUCGAAGAUCGGGUCGGUUGGCGCCUCGGAUGACUGGGGCGUUUUGUCAGUCCAAGGACGCAAACGAGGAUGAUAAGAGAUCGAGAGAUUCUUUUUCCGCUGGUGGGCAGAUCGGCGAUUCCGGGGUUGGGGGGGAUGCUGAUUCGACCACAACAGGUGAGAGAGGAUCGGGUUUGAUCAACGGCGGCCUAGAUUUGGACGGGGGGGGACGGAGUGGCGACGAGGGGACAAUGGGGACAGGAGCAGGAGCGGCAGGUAGCUGCUCGCCUUCCAAAGAGGAGUUAGGUGAGAGUCCCUCCUUCCUAGGUUGGCGGGCUUCUGCUUCAUCGGAGGUUUCACCUAGCGAACUGAAGGAGAAGGGUGAAAAGACGUCUGCUGAUGAGAGCAGACACGUGGCGCCAGGGACGUCAUCUUCAGAUCAGACGCAGGAAGAGGAGGUACCGGCUCCAUCCCCUCCUGCUGCAGGUGGUCGUGGGACGCGACAAUGGAAAUCGUGGUUUUCCAAUUGGUGGAUAAAUCCGAGGGAGCUGGGAGGAUUAGUUCUUCAGAUCAGCGUGUUGUUGGUAUUGAUGAGAGUCUUGCGGCCGGGACUGGGCCUGCCGGGAUCCGGCGAGAGGAGGGGCGAAGUGCAUGUCGUGACCACCUAUCAAUCGGUGCCCUUCAGCGAAUUCCUCCGGCGCGUCCACGCUAACGAUGUGCAGAGCGUGGAUGUGGACGGCGUUCAUUUGACCUUCUGUCUGCGGCCCGCGGCGAUGGCGGCGUCGGGUGGGGUGGGGGGACUGGCCAGCGGCCCGACGGCGGUGGAGCAGCAGCAGAAGAGGAACAAGGCAGAAGAGAGAGGAGGGGAAGUGGUUGGUGGGUCGGCGAGAACCGUCGCGGAGGGUGAGGAGGCCAAGGAGAAGGGGGCGAUGGUUGUGCGGGGAAAGGCCUUGGCCAAACAGGUCAGCCACGUCAGGAGGAUCGUGUAUUCGACUACGAGACCCAACGACAUGGCGACGCCGUAUCAGAGGAUGAUAGAGAACGGAGUGGAGUUUGGGGCUCCGGAUAAGCGUGGAUACAAACAUAUUGCCUCGUUGUCGAUUGGCUUGCUGUAUAUUGGUUUGAUUGCGAGCAUUGUCGGGAGGUUCCCUCUGAAAUUUCCGCAGCGGUCAACAGGGAAGCUGAGGAACCGGCGCGGAGGCUCUUCUGGGAGUGGAAGUGGAGGCCCUGGUGGGCCGAUCAUGUUUGCUGAUGUUGCGGGUGUGGAUGAAGCAAAGGAGGAGCUGGAGGAGAUUGUGGAGUUCUUGAGGAAUCCUGAAAGAUAUGCCAGGCUUGGAGCACGUCCACCAAGGGGAGUUCUUUUGGUGGGUGUGAGUAAUUGUGCAGUAGGGGGAGGUCAGAUGGGUAUUGCCACACUGUACUACCCCUCUGAGGUGGGGGAUUGGAGACGCAUGUGGAGCAGUUUGCUGUCAUUAGUACCGGAUGUGCAGCAGCUGAUCAUGUUCGGGGACUUCAACAUGGUUUUGACACCAGGCUUGGUUUCCUUAAGUGGCAGGCAGGUUACACCUGAUUCAGAUGCCUUGCAGUUGGGGAUGGCAGAGCUGGGGUGUCGUGAUGUGUAUAGGAGUAUGUUCGCACACACGCCAGGAUAUGCGUACGUUGGACCAAGAGCGGAGGGGCGCAGCCGGUUGGAUACGAUUUGGGCUACCGAGGAACUUCAGCAGGCAUGCGAGCGGAUCCAGAUUGAAGAAAUUGUGCUCUCUGAUCACCUGAUGGUACAGGCUGCAUUUACGGUGGGGAAAUUGGAGCUGGGCAAAGUGUCGGUGUGGGUGUUACACAACCAGGAAUUUGCGUGGCUGAUAUGGCAGCAUUGGGACCAACUGGUUUAGGAGAAAGUCGCAGGGCUGCUUCCAGUUGGAAUGGAUCAGGCGAGGACUACAAGUUAUGCGGGAGCACCCGAGGAUU
Molecule: messenger RNA, 3390 nt
Organism: Chara braunii
Lineage: Eukaryota; Viridiplantae; Streptophyta; Charophyceae; Charales; Characeae
Source: the annotation of a GenBank genome assembly